Prunus persica (peach) is the source of this 975-nucleotide messenger RNA. RefSeq lists its product as uncharacterized. NCBI's taxonomy places the organism in Eukaryota, Viridiplantae, Streptophyta, Magnoliopsida, Rosales, Rosaceae. The transcript has 6 exons. Bases 207 to 779 code for a protein of 190 amino acids. The record is from RefSeq and is a predicted model, not a curated record.
AUGGAACAUAACUAUCCAUAUUAUCUUUUCUUAAUUCUAAAAAUAAAAUAAAAAAAUAAAAAAAAUACCAAAUAGCACAUAAAAAUGACUAAAGAGUCGCUGCGAGAGUCUUUAUAAAGGCACAGACACAGGCAUCAAACCCUGAAAAAGAUUUGUCUUCUCUUCUCUCAACCCAUCGCUCCCUCGCCCGUUCCAAGGAAGAAACAAUGAGUAAAGAGAGGCUGCGAGUCGUUUUAGAGAUAAUUGAGACUGUGAUGAAAAAAAGCGAUGCUCUGUCUGGCGCAACUGAUACUUUACCUCCCCUUAUGUCAAAUCUCAAGAUAGAGAAGAAAACAGACGACCCUUCUGGACGGCAGCAGGAGGAGGAGGAGGAGGAGGAGGAAGAGCAGGAUUCGAGCGAGUACGCCGAGUCUCUUCUUGAUUUUCUCCAUGAACCUACUGUAGAUUUUGUGAACAAAGCAUGCGACACGGAGGAGGAGCGUCAUAGGGCUAUGAAGUCCAUCUGCAGAUUGGUUGCAAGUCUUGAAUCGGAAGCUGCUCGUGAUCUUGAGGAAUUCGAGGCAUCCAUCCCUGAGAAUCCUCAAGAAUGGACACAAGAGAUGUGGGAGUAUAUGUAUGAAAAGGAAAAGGAGGAGGUGAGGAAUUUCGAAGAGCAGCAGUUGGCUUUGGAGAAGAAGAAGCGGAUACAAAAGCGAUUGGAUAAAACAUAUCGAAGAAGACGGAAAAUUGCGAAGAAGACAAGUAAAAGAGAGAGAGAGUGCUCAAGUGGCUUGGCUUGAAUAUGUCUACUGUUUUUCAUGUUCUUAAUUAAUUAAUUAAUGCCGACUCAGAGAAAGGAAUUGGUUUCCCAUUUCAUCUAUUCUAUGUUUUUUGGUUGCAUUUUUAAUUAAUAAUGCUGGGUCGUUGUUUUUGCAUUUGUGGGUAAUUAUUUUAUUAUAGCUCCCUUUUUCAAUACAACAAUUUUGAGAUGAGAUA